AUGCGCAAGAACUGCACAAUCAUCGAGGGUUCACUCUCAAUCACGAUGAUCGGCGCAAACACGACAAUGGACGAGUUCGUCGUCUUCGAGAACCUCCGCGAGAUCACCGGCUAUCUACUCAUCUAUCAAGUCGGUGCCCUUCGCACGUUAAGUCGAAUCUUCCCAAAAUUGCGAGUGAUCGGCGGAAAUGAGCUUAUUAUGAGCUACUCGUUGAUCAUCUUUCAGAACUAUGAUCUCAUUGAAGUGAACUUGCCGAGUUUGACGACGAUUAGGAAUGGAGGAGUGCGGAUCACGGAGAAUUCGCAUCUAUGUUUUGUGAAGACGAUCGAUUGGAAAUCGAUUGUGAUAGGGUCGAUCAAUGACAUUCUCGUCGAAGACUACGCAUCGAUGCCCACCGCAACUAAAGACUCUUGCGACGAGUACUGCGAGCUGGAUGUUGAUGAGGGUUCUUGCCAUAAGAUAAACGAUGGAAACGCUUGUUGGAAUGCGGCCACAUGCCAAAGAAGAUGUCCAUAUUCCAAAGCACAAAACGGAAGUGGCCCAGGACCGGGAUGCUCGGAUCAAGAUGGGUCACAGUGUCAUUCACAAUGCAUCGGCGGCUGCUCUCGAGCCAACGAUCCGGCUGCCUGUCAUUCAUGUCUCCAUGUGGUACAUGAGGAAAAAUGCAUUGCCGCCUGUCCGCCGGGUUUCUUCAAAUUCCUCAAACGACGGUGUAUCACCGAAAAGGCUUGUCGAAGUGUCUCGGCUCAUCACAAAACAAUCCAUGGCGAAUGUGUGCCUGAAUGCCCGGACGAAUAUCAAGAAGAUUCAAAAGACCCACACCUUUGUCAAAAGUGUAAAGAAAGUUGUCCGAAGAGAUGUGAUGGAAAGCUCGUUCAUUCUAUGAGGCAAGCUUCGAGCUUAAAAGAUUGUUCGAUUAUCACCGGCAAUUUGGAGAUCGAGUUGAGGAGUGGAAUGGGCUCUGAGAAACCUGAGAAAUUGGCCGAAGCUUUUGGAAAGAUUGAAGUGAUCGAGGGAUAUUCUCUAAUCGUUUUUGACAAUCAAAAUCUUCGCCAGCUAUUCAAUCCUGGUCAAAAUAUCACCAUCGAGAAGGGGAAAUUCCAGAUUCAAAACAAUCGAAUGCUGUGUUUCAAUCGGAUUCACGAUUUCAUGAAAGCCGUCGGAAAAGAAAGCGAAAUGGACAAUGAUGAUCAAAGUUCGGAUAAUAAUGGCGAAAAAGCAAUUUGCGAAGAGGUGGGGUUGGAAGUGAACGAGAUCGAGGUGGAGCACAAUCGUUUCACCAUUGAAUGGAAACGUCCGAAUGGCAGCGAUUUUGACUCCCGAAAAUUCCUUGGAUAUCAAGUAUUCUACAAGGAGGUGCACAGCAUUGAUCACAGUAUGUCAAUUGAUGAUGACCGAUCGGCUUGUUCCGACUCAUGGGAUAUGCGUUUUGAGCCGGAAAUGGACGAUGCCACAAUUUCAAAUCAAUCCAAGACAAUCGGCGUUUCAAGCUCGUCGGUGAUCAAAUCCAAUACAAUUUAUGCUUUCUACGUGGAAACGAGAAUUGUGAAACACGAUGGAGCGAGAAAUUUCGUGUCAAAGAUUGGCUUCCUCGUCACCAAAUAUGAGCCGAAUUUCAAGAGGGUCACCCCGCUUUCACCUCACUCGGUUGAGAUUGAAUGGGAUGAGCCGACGAUGGCGGACGGAAACAUCUCUCAUUACAUCAUCACAUGGAUACGCGAACGCGAUGAAGCGAUCACUCAACACGCUUGUGAUAGGAGACACUCUCACGCCGCGGAACCCGAACAACCAGCCACUGCAUCGGUGAUGGCCACCUUUUUACCGAAGGAAGAAGAUCAGGGCACUUGCUCAAAUAUCUCGAUUGUUGCUUGUCAAAAUGUGAGCGUUGCUGAGAACUCAUGCACCAGCUCGUGGAAAAAUGUUCGAACAAAGCCAAUUCCUGAAUACGAUUUGGUGAAAAACGACACGAUUCUCGUUGAAGUGAUGAAUGAAAUAACGAACGAUGUGAAAGUGAAAUGGGAUGAGCCGGUUGAUCCAAAUGGGUUAAUCCUUGGAUACAGGAUUCGUUUAGAGAAUCAACUACAGAAUGCGCACGCUUUCGAUCAAUGCAUGAGUCGAUCGCAGUACAACGAGAGCGGCGGCGGGUGGUUGUUUCCGGGUUUACCCGAUGGAACGUAUAAGAUCGAGAUCCGAACCGUGUCACUGGCUAGCAUCUCUCAACCGUCUUCACCGAAAGCAAUGAUUGAUGUCUAUGCCCGAUCGUGGUUCACUUGGAAACGAUUACUCAUCAGCUUAUUCAUUCUCGUUAUUCUGAUUUCAGUCGGAAUUUUGGGAAUCUGGUCGAUCAUGAAAAGAUAUUAUGGAAAACAAUGUGGUGAAUUCGUGCGACAUGUCUCCGCAAAUCCGGAAUAUCUUUCACAACUGGAAGUUUAUAAACAAGAUGCCUGGGAGUUGCGAAGGGAAGACUUGGAUAUGGAAGAAGAGAUCGGAAGUGGAUCUUUCGGAAAAGUCUACCGAGGUCAUGCUCGUCAAGUGAAAUCAUUAUGCGGAGUGAUUUUCGGCGAUUGUGCUAUUAAGACCGUCACCGGGACAACUUCAGCUUCUGAUCGAUUUCAUUUCCUACUCGAAGCGUCUGUGAUGAAGCAAUUCAACACAAACUUCAUCGUCAAGCUUUAUGGAGUUGUCUCCGAUGGGCAACCGGUGUUGGUGGUGAUGGAAAUGAUGUCAAAGGGAAAUCUGAAAGAUUUUCUGCGUUCACGAAGACCGGGCGCUGAAGAGAACACCAAAGAUCUGCCAGUGCCCGCGGAGACUCAGUACUUCGAGUGGGCCUCGCAGAUCGCCGAUGGAAUGGCCUACCUUGAGAGUCUCAAAUUCUGUCACAGAGAUCUUGCGGCCAGGAAUUGCAUGGUGCAAGGCGAUGAAACGGUGAAGAUCGGGGAUUUCGGAAUGACUCGCGAUGUCUACUAUCAAGAAUAUUAUAAACCAACUGGAAAGAGAAUGAUGCCGAUCAGAUGGAUGGCUCCCGAAUCGUUGAAAGACGGAAAGUUCACCUUGAAGAGCGAUAUUUGGUCCUACGGAAUUGUGCUUUAUGAAAUGUUGACCUUGGCUCAGCAACCCUAUCAAGGACUUGCCAACGAUGAGAUUUUCAAUUACGUCGGUGUUUCGCGAAAGAUCUUGAAAAAGCCAAUAGAUUGUCCGGAUUUUUGGUAUAAUCUAAUGGCUUCGUGCUGGCGAUAUGAUCCGAGAGAGCGGCCAUCUUUCCAUCAACUGGUUCACAAUCUCGUCGAUAAAGCCUCCGAUUCGUUUAGAGAAAAAUCGCACGUGAUCAACAGCUUGAUAAUGGGCAACGAUGAAGAGCCAUCAUCUGCGCUUUCGCCUCGGAAAUUUCGAAAUUCUGUGGGAGAAGUGAUGCUGGAAAUGGAGGAGAUGAAUCAGGGUUUUCGACCAAGUAUCACUGAUGACAAUGUUUUUGAAAGUGAUGCACCCAUUCGACAGCACGAUUACAUCUCGUCGGAACUCGAUGAUUCGACUUGUCUUGAUGUGAACGGAAGCUCUUCCCGAUGGUCAUCGGAUCGAAAGGGCCGGAAGAAUCGAGCGCUGGGCGAAAUGCCCGGUCUAAACGAGGACCAAGGCACUCUAAUUCUUGCAACUCUCAACUUGUCAUCGGCAAAUCGGUGUCCGAAUGAGUGGAAGGAGUUCUCCGGACAUUGCUAUACAAAAGUCUUUGCCUCAAACACAAAUUGGGAGAAAGCUGAAAAGAUUUGCAAGAAAAUGAGUGCAAAUCUUGUAUCGAUUCACGAUAAAAAAGAAAACGAUUUUGUGAUCGAAACAACGUUCUCAACAUCAUGUGAAAGAGAUCGAAUGUCGUGGAUCGGCUUGAGGAGAAAGCUUCACUCAAAGAAUCGGGCAUGGGAAUGGAGUGAUGGAAGUGAGGUGGAUUACACGAGAUGGGCCGUUGGUGAGCCGUGGGAAAGCUCAACUGGAUGGAAUUGGGCAUAUAUUGACACCAAUGGAGCGUGGUUCAGCAUGGAGAAAAGGGCGCUGAAUUUCGCUGUCUUCUGCAAGCGAAAAGUUCCU
Mesorhabditis belari is the source of this 4077-nucleotide messenger RNA. The record is from the annotation of a GenBank genome assembly. Lineage: Eukaryota; Metazoa; Nematoda; Chromadorea; Rhabditida; Rhabditidae.